Messenger RNA from Adineta steineri, 803 nucleotides. NCBI's taxonomy places the organism in Eukaryota, Metazoa, Rotifera, Eurotatoria, Adinetida, Adinetidae. The record is from the annotation of a GenBank genome assembly.
AUGUCAUUAGUAUUUUUAUUUAUUGUUUUAACCGAUAAAACAUGUCAUACUGUUCCUAUGAUACUUGUUACUAAUUCAUGUUUUGUUGGUAUUUCAUUUACAUUUAUUUUAUUUUGGAUGAUAAUGUUUACACUUUAUAAUGAUCUUCAACAAAUUUAUUAUCAAGAUUUAUUUUGUAAUUUUCGAGAAAUGAAUAAACAUGUUACAUUAGUAAAUAGAUUAUUACGUGCAAAGAAAGAAUUAAAAAUGGUUUUUCGAAUUGUUAUACUUAUAUCAAUUUGUUUAAUACUUGGUAUACCUUACACAAUAUUUGUGUUAAUGCGAUUUUUUACUUUACCACCAGAAUAUCAUUUUCGUAUUGCUGUGACAUUUAUUGAAAUGAGGGUGUGAGUGUUAUUUUUCUCUCAUACCCACAUCCACACCGACUCUUAACCAUAUCUAUUCGUGAUAGUAUUAUCAGAGCUAGAGCUGAAAAAGAUUUUCAAAAUGAUGUCGUAUAGAAGACAAUUAUAAGAUUAACUAAUGAGAUAACAUUUGAGAUAUUUUGUAGAAUUUAAUAUGAAUAUUUCUAGAAUCUGGCUGUUCAAAUGAAUAUAUGAAAUAUUGCACAACUAAUUACUCUGAUUCAUGCAAUAUUUCGAUGUCAUUUUGUAGAUUUUAUCGAGGUCUAUUUGUAUUGAAAAAUUGACAAUAAAGUAUUGAUCUACUCGUGGGAUAUUGCUUAAGACAUGUCUCUCACUAUCACGUUCUGCUGAUAUUCUCACUGAAAUACUAGUCAAGAAAGUACUUUGCAUUCAGCAACA